UCUAUCUGCUAAAGAUUGAAGAAAAUAUAAAUUACGUACUCAAUAUGGAAGAAGGAGAGAAGUUCCACUGCAGGUGUGGAGUCACUAUCACGCAUUUUGAAUUUCAGGAUCAUUAUACCAAGUGAGAUGAACUUUACGCAGACUAUUGCUCUAUUACCAAAGAAUUCUUGAAUUAUCGGAAAUAAUAGUAAAUAAAGCAGCCCAACUACAAAAUCUUAAAGCAUUGUGUGGUUUCUUCACGCUACUCAUUGAAGAGAAAGAGGCUGCAUUUCAAAAGAGGAAGGACAAAAAGACAAAUAUUGACCGUGGUCUUCUCUGCGUGUUAUGUAAGCGAAAGAUGAUGAGGGACAAGAAGGUACUACCAUGUUUCCACCAAGCUUGCGAGGCAUGCCUCAAGGAGGCUAUACUUCAGAACCCUCUGCAAUAUCCCUGUCCAAAGUGUAAGAAAGAUCCUGUCAGUGACACUCAUGAGCUAGACCAGUGUCUUGUAAAUAACCUGUUGGAUAAUCCUCAGGGUCAAUUCUUCCCAGAGGAUGUGCUUUUUCUUAAAUAAGUACACUGAUGUCAGAAAGGCUGCAGUUGUUGAGAAGGCGAAGGAUAUCCAGGUAUAUGGAGAAAAAUGAAGGUAUUGAUCAGGAGCUACAGGCAUCGUCAAUAAAGAGAAAAAGUCAUUUGAUUUUCAUUUAUCCUGCAUUAGUGAGGACUGUCUGAGACUAAACAAGCUUGCCUGCACUCAUGAGCUCAAAUGAAAACACCUCUGAGCAGGCCUGAAGUCCUCUCAGAGUCAUUUCUGACUAGAUCCCAAGUGUGUUGAAAAGGAUCCGGAAAAGACGCUUGGGAUCACAGGAGAAGAUAGCUGUAUCUUUUGUACUGAGAAAUACAAUACUCGGCCUUGAGUAAUCCUUGACUGUAAACAUGUCUAUGAUUAUGACUGUCUUCUUCGAAUUCUGACGUCUAAAUGGCAAGGGCCUCAAGUUGAUUUUACUUACUUAAAAUGAUGGUGAGGGGCUCAAAUCUCUACUGAUAAUAAAGAAAUUAUGAAAAUUGUUAAAGCAGAUCUUAAAAUCAAGAAAAGGGCAGAAAAGGUUGCUGUUGAUCAAGCUCGAGAAGAUCACUUAGCUACUGAUGAUUUAGAGAAGUCUCCGUAUAAUGGAGACUUUAAAUCAUUUGCUGUUGCUAAGAUAUCUGUGUACCAAUGAUCUAAAUGAGAUAAGGUAUAUUAUGCUGGUUUAAGAGAUUGAGGCGACCCUAGUUUUAGAAAAGAAGAAUGCCUUUGCAAAGAAUGCACAGAUGCUGGAAUUAUUAAAAUCCAAUCGAGAAAUAUAUGAUCAAAGCACCCUGAAGACUAUAUUUUGUUCAAAUGCAAGUUUUGAUGCAAGGAAGCUAUCUAUUUCUGAUGGGAUACCACUCAUUUUUGAGAUGAAUGACACCGAAAGCAGAGUGAAGAUCCUUAUUACGAAGCUACUCCUCCAGAUAAACUACAUCAGUGUAAUGGUAAGGAUGAUUGCCCGCUUGGAAUAGCCCAUCCUCUAAAUGGACAGGAGUCAUUUCCAAUAAAAUGAAUGUUAUGACUUGGUACUUAAUUAUCUAUUCAAUAGCUUA
Molecule: messenger RNA, 1602 nt
Organism: Moneuplotes crassus
Lineage: Eukaryota; Ciliophora; Spirotrichea; Euplotida; Euplotidae
Source: the annotation of a GenBank genome assembly